AUCUGAGGCAAGGAGACACACAAACACUCACAGCCUGGCCAAGGGAGGUUACACACUGCUGCUUGGAUUCUAUUUUCCAAGCACGAACACUUUCACUCUCAGUCUCUCUCGCACUUAACGGUUUAGAGCUGAGAACCCUCUGUGUGAAGAUAAAUCUCUCUCUCGCCUGACGGUUGGUGCAUAAGUGGUUCUGCUAUUUACUGGGACUGACUGGAACAACACAGUAGGACACCAUGGCACUCAGACAAAACUCUGACAAAGAACCCAGCAUUGAGCUCUUCAUCAAGGCUGGACACGACGGGCAGAACGUUGGAAACUGUCCCUUCUGCCAGAGGCUCUUCAUGGUUUUGUGGCUGAAAGGAGUCAAGUUCACAGUGACCACAGUGGACAUGAAGAAGAAGCCCGCAGAGCUGAAAGACUUGGCCCCAGGGACCAACCCUCCUUUCCUGUUGUACAAUGGGGACCUCAAGACCGACUUCAUCAAGAUCGAGGACUUCCUGGAGCUGACACUGGCCCCACCGAGGUAUCCCCACCUCAGUCCCCAGAACAAGGAGUCCUUCGACGUGGGCGCCGACCUCUUUGCGAAGUUCUCAGCUUACAUCAAGAGCACCCCCACCAACACCUACCACGAGAAGGCCCUGCUGCGAGAAUUCCACCGAUUGGACGUCUACCUGAACAGCCCUCUCCCACAGGAAAUAGACCAUAACUCCACGGUGGAUACCCUUGUCUCAAAAAGGAAGUUCUUGGAUGGGGAUCGCCUCACACUGGCAGACUGCAACCUGCUUCCCAAACUUCAUGUCAUCAAGAUUGCAGCCAAGAAGUAUUGUGACUUUGACAUCCCAGUCCAGUUUACGGGGGUGUGGCGCUACCUGCAGAACGCCUAUGGAACAGAGGAGUUUCGUCACACCUGCCCAGCCGACAUUGAGAUUGAGAAGGCCUAUCUGGAUGUAGUGGGCAAGAGGAAAUAAUUCUCUGAACUCUCCCCUCUUCUCAAACCUCUCCUCUGAACAGUACCCAACCCCAGCUCACUAUAGCCUGAACUGAGGUCUUCUCAUAUAGUAGUAGGGCCACGAGAUUUCUAUGGAAAGUGUUGCUUUUGUAUAGUAAUCCAGUAGUCAGCAGAAACCCAUCUCACUUCCAGGAACCUAUGUGAUGAGAUGUGGAUGAGAUUUAGGUGGGGAACUUUGAUUGCCCGUGUACUUCUUUUCCAGGGGAUCACCUCUGAUCAUUAUUGUAUGGCCAAAGGUAAAGCCAGGGUCUGCGUUGAGGAAAGUUAAAUUAUUUUAUCCAUGGAUAUUGGCCAUGUUCAGACAGCUAGUAAAAAGACAAUCAUAUCAUCUCAAUAGAUGAAUAACAGCAGUUUAAGUACAUUAACCACUCUGAUCUGACCAUUUUAAAGCAUUGAAAGCAUAACAGAAUACUGAAUUUAUGGUAUACUAUUUACUAUAUUCAUGAGACUUUUAGAAAAAUGAAUGGGCCAAGUUGAUUGAGCAGCCUUUUAUUAUCACAAUUAUUACAUUAUCACAGUCCUAUCCUGAUUAAUUAAAUUUCACAUAUGCGGUAAUGACAAUGAUGAUGGUGACAAUGGCAUUGAUGAAAACAUGUAUAGUUGUAUUACAUUUUCAGAAUAUUUGAUGAACGCUUGAAUUGUAGUGAAGUAUUAAAACGCCAAAGAAUCAUUAAAGAUGUCUCUUGCUUAGCUUUCCAUCAUAUUUGCAACAUGUUUGUCUCAUGCUAGGGUAAAUGGAUUUUUUACCUAUUUUGUAUCCUGCAACAUUAAUAUUCUUCACAAUUCUGAAAAAUAAAAGCAGUUCCAAUUUA
Anguilla rostrata (American eel) is the source of this 1821-nucleotide messenger RNA. RefSeq names its product chloride intracellular channel protein 2-like. The record is from RefSeq and is a predicted model, not a curated record. The transcript has 6 exons. NCBI's taxonomy places the organism in Eukaryota, Metazoa, Chordata, Actinopteri, Anguilliformes, Anguillidae. Bases 234 to 968 code for a protein of 244 amino acids.